Messenger RNA from Alternaria arborescens, 411 nucleotides. RefSeq lists its product as hypothetical. The transcript has 4 exons. Lineage: Eukaryota; Fungi; Ascomycota; Dothideomycetes; Pleosporales; Pleosporaceae. Gene Ontology annotation, biological process: protein folding. Gene Ontology annotation, cellular component: prefoldin complex; cytoplasm. Bases 1 to 411 code for a protein of 136 amino acids. The record is from RefSeq and is a predicted model, not a curated record.
AUGCAGCGCCGUAUGCUCACUAAAGACGAAGAGGCCUCAGCUCAGAGCGAGGAUCUGGAGGUGCGCCGUGAGGAUCAAGAGAAAAUCAACAAGUUCAGUUCGCUGCAUCAAAAAGAGGAGAUCCUCGAGGAAGAGUUGAGGGCCAAGAUUAAGGAGAAGGAAGAUUUGGAGGAGAUCUCGGGCGAAUUGGAGCUCGUCGAUGAAGAGGAGAAAGUACCGUACAAAGUGGGUGACUGUUUUGUCUCUUUACCACAGCCGCAGGUUCUCGAACUCCUAAGUUCUUCCACAGAGAACAUUGAUGGUGAGGUAGAAGCGCUAAAGGCCAAGCUAGAAAGCAUUCAAGAAGAGAUGGGGGAGUUGAAGAAGGCCCUUUAUGGACGGUUUGGACGCAGCAUCAACCUUGAAACUUAA